GAGAUGUCCCCUUGCCCCACAGAUUCUUUAAUUAAUUCCUUCGGUGUCAUAUACUCAAGGUACAGAGAAGGAAGCUUCUUGAUAGAUUCUUAAUUUCUCAUAAUGCCAAGUAUGAGAGGCCUUCAAGGCUCAUUCAUUACGCGUAGGAGAAGGCAAGAAAGCGAGCACCGGGCCAGAAGAAAAGAAUAAAUCCCCAUGUCCUUUAAACUUGAACAACAUGAAGCCUUCCCUCUUAUUAUAUCAUUCCCCUUAACUAAUCCACACCCCUCGAUAUUUCAAAGUCUCAAGUACCUUCAAUAUCCUUCUUUCUUCUCAUUCAAAAAUUAGCGCCUCCCAGCUUGCCAAUAUUUAAUCCAAAAUGAAAUGCGAGUCCUUUGAAAGUUCAAACCCUCUUGAUGAUGACACCUGUAUAGCCAAUAACUUCUACGUCUGGCUUCUCCAAGUUGUAGCACUCUUGGGUAUUCUAGCCCUUGCUCUAUGGCUAAUCUUCCGUCCCCGAUCCCCAAAGUACACCAUUGUCGACUUCUCCAUCCCCCAGUCCUCGUUAGUCAAGGAUGGACAAAACGGGACCAUCUUGUAUGACCUUGAAAUUGAAAAUCCAAACGAAGACUCCAGUAUAUACUAUGAUGACAUUUUGUUCGCAUUUUAUUUUGGGCAGGAUACUGUAGGGGAGAGAACCAUACCUUCUUUCCAUCAGGGGAUAGGUAAAACUCGUCAAGUAAUUGAUCGUGUGGAUGUCAAUCCACGAGUGUGGAAGUCUCUUCUCAGUGCAAUAUCAAAUGCAACAGCCGAUGUGAAGGUUGGGUUAUCAACUAAGUUUCGAUAUAAGACGUUGGGAAAGAAGAGUAAGCAUCAUAAAUUAGAAUUGGAGGGUCAACUAAAAGUUGGCUCGGAUGGGAAGAUUUCAGGCAAGAAGAAGAAGAUUAAGCUACACCAUGCUUCAAAGAAAUGGAGGAGGUAUAAAGCUUGACCCACUGUGGUUGAGAAUUAGUAAUUACAUGAUUAUAACUUUGGUGCUUUUGUAUAUCUAGAGAUAGAAGAAUGAUUGUAAUUACUUGUAUUUAUGUACAGUUUUAGCAUAUAUAUCACAAUUACCUCUCAGCAAAUUAUUUCUUGACUGUAA
This is a messenger RNA of Carya illinoinensis, 1123 nucleotides long. Its product is annotated as protein NDR1-like. NCBI's taxonomy places the organism in Eukaryota, Viridiplantae, Streptophyta, Magnoliopsida, Fagales, Juglandaceae. The coding region runs from base 359 to 970 and encodes 203 amino acids. The transcript has a single exon. The record is from RefSeq and is a predicted model, not a curated record. Gene Ontology annotation, biological process: defense response to other organism.